GGGGAGUUAACCUAGAACCAAAUUCAUGGCUGAGGAAAUGCUGCCAUUGGUCCUCCUCCUCUCCCUCCUUGGCGCCCAAGCAUGCUCAAAUCACUCAUGCAAGAUUGGAGAGAGAUGCCUCAAUAACGAGGACUGUGCCACUGGUCUUCACUGUAGCUCCUGCCCAGCCGCGGGAAUCAUAGAACCCAUUUGCAUACGCUCUAAUGCAACGCUGCUGGCUCGAACAGAUCUGCCAUUCAACAAGUAUGCAUGGCUUACCACCCAUAAUUCUUUUGCAAUCUCAACUGAGAAGCAAAGAUUUCCAGUCCCCAGAUUUGCUCCCACUAACCAGGAUGAUACCGUCACGAGUCAGCUGCAGAAUGGAGUGAGGGGUUUGAUGCUGGAUUUAUACGACUUUAAAAAUGAUAUUUGGCUCUGCCAUUCUUUUGGAGGGAUAUGCUAUGAUUUCACGGCUUUUCAACCGGCAGUAGAGACGCUGCGCGAGGUUGAGGCUUUUCUAGCAGCAAAUCCUAGAGAAGUUAUCACCAUCUUCAUUGAAGAUUAUGUUCGCACCCAAAAUGAUGUGACCAACGUCUUCAAGGCGGCCGGGCUUGACAAGUUUUGGUUCCCAGUCUCAAAGAUGCCAAAGUCGGGUGGAAAUUGGCCAACUCUAGCGGACAUGAUUGCAAGCAACCAGAGAUUGCUCGUGUUCACCUCGUCACAGGCUAAAGAAGCCACCGAAGGCAUCGCUUACCAAUGGAGAUACACGUCUGAAAAUCAAUAUGGGGACGAUGGGAUGAAAAAUGGGAGUUGUAGAAAUCGUGAUGAAUCGCCACCUUUAGCUUCUCGCUCAGUUUCACUUUUCGUUGAGAACUAUUUCCCCACAACUCCGUUUGAACCGAGGGAAUGCAAAGAUCACGGCCAGUCCCUUCGAGCAAUGCUCGACGUUUGCGCGAAAUCAUCUGGAAAUCGAUAUGCAAACUUCCUAGCAGUGAAUUUCUACGCACAAAGUGAAGGCGGUGGCACAUUUCAAGCCGUGGACACUCUCAACUCAAAACUUAUGGGCUAAGAUAAACAUCAACAUUCUUUUACUGAAAGAUAAACAACUACUUUUAGGAAGGAUCGUGGCACACACACACUUCCUCUGCUGUUUCUCUGAGGCUUCAUGUUAGAAUCCUACUAUUUUUAUAGAAGAGAAAAGAAAACCAAAAAAAAAAGAGAGAAAAUCUUCUUGACUUGAACUUGCAUGUGAGUUCAUUCCUAGAAGACUUGAUUGCAGGCCCAGCAAACAAUAAAGUCAUCUGCUGCUUGCCAUGA
Messenger RNA from Selaginella moellendorffii, 1296 nucleotides. Its product is annotated as PI-PLC X domain-containing protein At5g67130. Gene Ontology annotation, biological process: lipid metabolic process. Lineage: Eukaryota; Viridiplantae; Streptophyta; Lycopodiopsida; Selaginellales; Selaginellaceae. The coding region runs from base 26 to 1048 and encodes 340 amino acids. The record is from RefSeq and is a predicted model, not a curated record. Gene Ontology annotation, molecular function: phosphoric diester hydrolase activity. The transcript has 7 exons.